AUGAAGUACUCUGUUGCAUCCAUUGCAUACCUGGUCUCAAUCGGGCAGACCCUUUCGCUACCCCCUUUGAUACCUUCAAUUCCAGGGGUAACGGAGCCUCUGACUACCAAUGCUCCCCCUCUGCCCAUCCUGCAGGUCCCUACCCCGCCUCUGGAGAGCCCACCCUUCACUCCCAGCGAUAUCAAGCCCAAGAAGAUUGGUUACUUCUGGACUGGAGCUGGUGACAAGUUCCACAAGGACUUCCUGGCUACUUACAGUCUUGACGAUGACACCUUCGGCACGCUUCUCUGGGUGACCGAUGUUCCAUCCAGUGGUAACGAUCCCCACCAUCUGGGACCUUCGCUUGAUGGCAAGACCUUGUUUGGUGGUGGUCUCCUUUCCCUCCUGAAGACUCAGGACACGGGUUUCUACUUCGACACCUCCAACCCCUACCGCCCCAAGUUCUUGAAGAGCAACCGAGCUGUUCUGGGAUCCAUUGCCGAUGAAGUCCGUGCCAAGCCCGACGGCGGAUUCUUCAUCACCUACAUGGGAUCCGCAGUUGGAACCAGUCCCGGCCGUCUCAUUGAGACUGACGCCGAAUUCAACAUCAUUCACGAAUAUCCUGAAGAUGUUGAAGGAACCCUCAAUAUCCUUGGAGAACAGUUCUCUCCCCACGGUCUCAGCAUCGACUGGGAGAAGAAGCUCAUCCUCACUUCUGACUUCGUUGAGCCGAUCACUAUUCUGAAGCCUUCCCUUGGGGUUCGCCACGCCAACACUCUCCGUCUUUGGGACCUGGACACCAAGAAGAUUCUCAGCACCCUGACUAUCCCUGACGGAGGUGGUAUUCAGGAUGUCAAGUUCAUCCCCGGUAACAAGGAGUCUGCCGCUCUCGCUACUGCUGUGCACCUGGGACAGGUCUGGAUUAUCUACCCUCUCCGUAAGGACAAGAACGGUAACCAGGGUGUCAUUGAGCUGCUGUAUGACCUUGGUCCCAAGGCCCGUGACACAAUCGCUAUCUACACCGACAUCACCCAGGAUGGCAAAUACAUCUACCUCACCCUAACAACGGGGAAUCAUAUCGCAGCCUUGGAUAUCAGUGAUUUGGACAAUGUCCGCCGUCUCGACGAUCCUGACGAGGAUCAACCUACUGUCGGCCCCCACUACAUUAAGGUUACUCCUGACCAGAAGCACUUGGUUGUCACCGACUACUUCGUACAGACUGGAGAAAUCGGUAUCAUCAACACCCCGGCUGACUUCAAGGCUCUGUACAUCGAUCUCAACGAGGACGGUAGCCUUAACUUCAACCGUUCCAUCGACUUCCCCAAGGAGUUCGCCAGCCGUGGUGGUGCUAAGCCCCACUCCAGUGUUGUCUUUGACCUCACUGACCCUGAGGACCCCAAAUACUACUAG
Molecule: messenger RNA, 1389 nt
Organism: Penicillium waksmanii
Lineage: Eukaryota; Fungi; Ascomycota; Eurotiomycetes; Eurotiales; Aspergillaceae
Exons: 6
Coding region: 1-1389 (462 amino acids)
Molecular function (GO): protein binding
Source: RefSeq, a predicted model, not a curated record